This is a messenger RNA of Colletotrichum scovillei, 1987 nucleotides long. RefSeq lists its product as uncharacterized. The transcript is spliced from 3 exons. The record is from RefSeq and is a predicted model, not a curated record. The coding region runs from base 549 to 1691 and encodes 380 amino acids. Lineage: Eukaryota; Fungi; Ascomycota; Sordariomycetes; Glomerellales; Glomerellaceae.
ACGGAAACUCGACUCGUCUCGUCUCAUUUCUUUACAGCAGAGGACCUGCACUUGACAGCCUCAUCUUGCUGAAACUUUAUUCCUACGCUACUUUUUUCUCUACCACCUCACUACCUACACCAUACUCCUCUCAACUACUUACCACCCUUCCAGUCCUCCACUGGCAAGGCAUCCCAGGUCGGUCCCCAUUACCGCAUCCUCCGCCGCCGGCCGAGAAAUUGCGCUAGCGAACGGCGGCAUUGCAUGAGGAAAACGGCACUAACGCACCUCCAUCAGCCGCCCUGCGCGAUCGCCCACCCAACCUUCUCCAUACCUAAGCUCAACGGGGAGGAGAGCUUUCCCCAAGAGCCGAAUUCUGGGCAAGAAACUUCUUAGUGCCAUUUUUCGCCAUUUUCGCCUUUCAAACCGUCUCUCCGCCUCUUGAUCACGUCACCAGACCCUUGUUCUGGCGUGAGGGACGCCAUCUUCAAACCGCGUUUUUGCCAGUGUGCCUCUCUAUCUAUUCGGUCUGAGGGCACUCGACGUCAACUGCCCAUGUCUCGGACGUGAUGGCCUCCGCCAAGGACGAAGCCGCAUCGACGCCGGCAGCGGCACCGGCUACUGCUUUCCCUCCUGCACCUCCUCCACCGUCGUCCGAUGCUCAUCCACCGCAAUCCCAGUCCUCUGCGACCGCCUCGCCGAGAGGGUUAAGUAGGCGCUCCUCCUCCUACGACGGACGCUCGCCAGCGUCCCCGCGCUCGCUCUCCCGGAGGCAGAGCACCAACGAGCGCAUCAACGAGAUAUUAGAGUUUCCUUUCUGCCCAUCCCCAUGUUCUGUUCUCCUUCCCAAUUCCGGAUCGUCUCUCCCCGUCUACCAUCAUACAUACCUCCUCCUACUUACACCUUCUCCCUCUCUCCCAAAACAGAACGCACGAGGCCGCGCACAAGCCAUGGGCGGCGGACUCUCAACAACCCGCUCCGCUCCCGCCAGCCCCCCGCGGCACUACUCCCGCGCGGACGGCUCCCGCGAUGAGAACGUCGGCAUCAUCUCCCGCGGCCCGGACCGCAACUACCAGAGCAUGAACUCGGCGCCGCAACCGUCCGGCGUCACCACCACGGCGACGGCUCCGGAGCUGGCCGGCAUGCGGCCACGCAAGUCGGUCCAGUCGACGAGGAACUCCCUGCCGGCGCAGGCCGAGGAGGAAGAGGAGGACGAAGACUACGACGCCGUGGUUGCGCGGGAGGAACGGGAGAGAGAGGCGCAGAGGAAGGAACCCUGGUACACGAUCCUGCUGUCCAGCUUUCAGAGCAUUGAGCUGGAGAACAAGGGCAGCGUGGCCCGCGAUCAUCUGGCGCUCGAACGAACAUUCCUCGCAUGGCUCCGCACAUCUCUAGCCUUCGCCUCCAUAGGCAUCGCCGUAACGCAGCUCUUCCGCCUCAACUCGUCCCUCUCGACGCCGGGGACCGACGACCCGAACAGCCACACCCUCCGCCAGCUGGGCAAGCCGCUCGGCGCGACGUUCCUGGGCAUCAGCAUCCUCAUUUUGUUCUUGGGCUACCAGCGCUACUUCCGCGCCCAGCAGUGGGUGAUGAAGGGCAAGUUCCCCGCGAGCCGCGGGACCAUUAUCAUCGUGUCCAUGGUGGCGUUUGCGCUGAUGGCCGUGAGCUUGGUUGUUGUCGUCGUCGUGAGUCCUACGAGUAGGGAGCGGUGAUUUAUCCAUCUUGUUUGACGUUUUGGUCUUUAUACGGGGAGUUGAUAUGUUUGGUGUCCGAGUCUGGCUGCAUGUGUUUGAAAUGAGAGCGUUCUGCAUCAAGGGGACACUUGGGAUUUGAGUUGGUUGGAAGAUGCGUUAUCCGCAUUGUGUCUAUUUGCUUCUGAUAUAACGCGGCAAUGAGCAUAUAAUACCCUGAUUUAUCUACAAUCGAGGAUGGUGUAGCGCAACCAGCCAUUUUCUAUAGUGACGUGAGAAAUCCGCCUUGAAAGCUAGGAGACAGAGUAUACUUGAAU